Molecule: messenger RNA, 2591 nt
Organism: Aspergillus eucalypticola CBS 122712
Lineage: Eukaryota; Fungi; Ascomycota; Eurotiomycetes; Eurotiales; Aspergillaceae
Product: arrestin family protein
Exons: 2
Coding region: 278-2491 (737 amino acids)
Biological process (GO): ubiquitin-dependent endocytosis
Cellular component (GO): cytosol; cytoplasm
Molecular function (GO): protein-macromolecule adaptor activity; ubiquitin protein ligase binding
Source: RefSeq, a predicted model, not a curated record
UAGUGCGGUCUCCCACCUUUCUUGUGGCACCCCCGAUUCUGUGCCCAUCUUCCACAGUCUCUUGAGGUUUCGCUCCGAUCAUCGUCGGUCUCUAGAAACUUCCAGUGUAGUUGGCGACACUCUUGCGGUCGAACAAGUUCCACGGCCAGGCCAUCGGCGGCGCGCGUCCAUACUUAGCAAACUGGCGGGUCCGCGGGAAAACGCAAAGCGAUUCCUCCGCCUGGGGACCCCUAUCCACCCGACUACUACGCUGACGCCACCCACUCCCACUCCCUCAAUGCCCGAAACACAUCGCCCUCGCCCCGUGUCUGAGAUUCUUUUGUCCCCCGAUGAUGCACAAAUGCUUGCCAGCACAGGUUUGAGGACGGGCAGGCUGCGCUCCCACUCUUCGUCGACCGUGUCGGCGUCCCAGCCUUCCCCGAUUUCGGCUCAACCGGCAAUCCCGGCGGCGGAUCCAUCGGUGCCGUUUCCCACUCUGCGCAAUGAGAAGAUCGUGGCGACCGGCAGUGGCAUAACGGUUGGUGUUGCGCUCACCGAACCCGUUCUGUUUCUUCAGGGUUAUGAUCAGAACGAUCCCAGCACCAAAAAGUCCGCCAUCUUGCGCGGGCAGCUGCAUCUCAAAAUUACCAAGAGUGUCAAGGUCAAGAAGAUCUCCAUUUGUUUCCGCGGACAUGCCCAGACCGAUUGGCCAGAUGGUAUGUUACAUCCCAUUGUUCUUACCCCAGGUGGCGUCACCACUAACUCUUUGUCUCAUGUAGGCAUUCCGCCCAAGAAAGUCCACUUUCACGACAAGAAAGACCUCGUCACACAUGGCGUCAUGUAUUUUAACCAUGGAGAUACUGCGCUGAUGCAAAACGACUACGGUGCGCACUUCUACCAGCACGCCAAACCGGUGACGUCGGUGACGGGCAAGGAUGGGCCGACCACCAGCACCCGGGAGUUGCUCUCCAAGACCGGCUCGGCGACCUCGUUGGGCCAGAACGGCCAACUGACAACCAGGGAUUUGAAGCGACUGUCCUUGCAAUCGAACCAUUCGCGCAGUUUGAGCAAGAAUGACGCCCCGCCGCCCCCAGUUCACACUCAGCGCAACUACCGGUUGUUUCCCGUCGGUGAUUAUCUGUAUAGCUUUGAGUUUCCCAUCGAUGGAUCUCUCCCUGAGACGAUCAAGACCGAUUUGGGGUCUGUUCGCUACGAUCUUGAAGCGAUUGUGGAACGGGCGGGUGCGUUUCGCCCCAAUCUGCUCGGUACGUUGGAAGUGCCGGUCAUCCGCACGCCAGCAGAGGGCUCGUUGGAGCAGGUCGAGCCGAUCGCCAUCUCCCGAAACUGGGAAGACCAGCUGCAUUAUGACAUUGUCAUCUCGGGGAAGUCAUUUCCUCUUGGAUCGCAAGUUCCCAUCGCGUUCAAGUUGACGCCGUUGGCGAAGGUUGAGUGCCACCGGAUCAAGGUGUACGUGACCGAGAACAUUCAGCACUGGACUGCAGACAAGAGCGUCCAUCGGUUUCAACCAGCGAAGAAGGUGCUGCUUUUUGAGAAGCGGGCGGACUCGGCCAGUACCAGUACCUACCCGGGAAGCUCAAUGCGAGUGACGGCCGGUGGCGGCAUCGACUGGGACCGUCGCGCGGCUGCUGCGAGGGGCGAGGAGAUUGUCGAUCGAAACCGGACCAACCUCCUUGGCAAUCUCUCCAGCGACGCGGGUGUUGGCCCGACUGAGAUGGAGUUCAAUGUUCAGCUUCCCAGUUGCCAGGAGAUGCGCAACCGGGAUGAGUCCCAGCGCCUGCACUUUGACACGACGUAUGAGAACAUUCAAAUCAACCACUGGAUCAAGAUUGUACUGCGGCUGUCCAAGGUUGACGAACGGGAUUCGGGCAAGCGAAGACACUUUGAGAUCUCGAUCGAUUCUCCAUUCCACCUGCUUUCUUGCAAGGCUACACAAGCGAAUAUCUACCUACCCGCAUACACUUCGCCCGAUUCGGAGCCGCCGCCGCAGGCUCAGGAGUAUGAAUGUGGCUGUCCGGGGGCGCCGCCGGUCAACAGGAAUGGUUCUCGAAACGGCUCCAGCCGGCAGUCGUUGUCUUCUGAUCGGGACGAGGUGCCCCUCGGCGGCGCAGUUGCGAGAAGCUUCACUAAUGGUUCCGGUGGGCUGGCUCGACCUCCCCAGGCCCAUUUGGCGGAUGAGCCAACCGAUCGACAUCCUGCGCCCCGACCGAUGCAUCUUCUGCGGGCGCCAUCAUUUGCACCGCCUGCCUUUGAAGAUGUCCCGCCACCACCACCACUCGUGACGCCUCCUCCGGAGUAUAACUCCAUCGUUGGGGGCAACGACCGAGAAUCGGUGCUGCAGGACUACUUCUCACGGCUGUCCUUCUACGAGGAACAUGCCGAUGAUGAUCGGGGCCGCGGACGAGUUGAUGUGCCUCUCACGCCAGGGGGGCGCGUGAACCGCAGCAUGGACGUCCCACGGGAGUGGGUACGUCUGGAGGAGUCGGCCGUCUAACCGACGAGCCGUAGUUACGACGCUAUGAGGAUUGUACUUUUGUUUUAGAGGACGGAGGGAGUUUGUGAUACAACCGGCGUUUGAUCCUUUCGGAGCAACG